Perca flavescens (yellow perch) is the source of this 1942-nucleotide messenger RNA. RefSeq lists its product as uncharacterized. Lineage: Eukaryota; Metazoa; Chordata; Actinopteri; Perciformes; Percidae. The record is from RefSeq and is a predicted model, not a curated record. The transcript has 5 exons. The coding region runs from base 19 to 1056 and encodes 345 amino acids.
CAAGCCAUCGCCUACUUCAUGUGCAAAGACCUGCGUCCAUACAACGUUGUGGAAAAUGAAGGAUUUUGUCACUUGCUAAAAACACCGGAACCAAGACAACAGAUCCCAGCAGCAAACUUUGCACAGAAUGACAGCAUGUCGUUUAGUUCUGGGAGAUGGCGGAGGGAAUGGUGUGCUUCAGCGACAAAGAGUCUUUUGUCUAAUCAUGCACUGAAGCCCCUGGUUCCCACCCUGUGCCUGGUGGUCGUGGUGAUACACGGCCUUGCGGACAAACUCCGAAACUUUGUGGUUAGCAUCUUCAUCCCCCAGUACCACUACCCCUAUGCAGUGGCUCUCUGCUUUGCCCAGGUUCUGGUUUCUCUCUUAGUCUUAAAUCUCCUCCAUGUCCUGGAUCUGGUGCAUCUAAAGCAUUACUCGAGGUCCCUGGGUGAGAAGGUCUUGGUGCCUUCUAUCUGUAGCAGCAUCCAUGCUGUUCUGGCCAUGUGGGCCAAGGCUAGCAGCUCGUACGCUGGCCUCUUCCCCCUCCUCCUGCCUCUGCUGCCCAUGGUAACUGUGGGCUUCAGUUUCUCUCAGAAGCUGACAUCCACCCCUUCUAUCCACAUCUCUGUUCUGAUUUCCAUCCUGGGUGGGACAUCUUUUGCUAUCACAGCCUCCCAGGGUCUGUCAGGUGUUGAGCGUCUGGAGUACUUGUAUGCACCUCUGGCUUUAAUCCUCCACAGUCUGUCUCUGACUUGGCUGACUAAAGUGUCUGAAGCUGAGCGCCGCCACCACCAAGAUGCCCAAGCCUCUAUAUUUGACAUCUACUACACUCAGCUGGUCAAUCAGAGCUGGGUGCUGGGCCUACUGUGGCUGCUGCACCCGGACAGUCCCUGGCGGGUGUUGAGUCACGGCAACUGGCAAAGCCUGCUCUUCCAAGGAUACCUGCUCGCUAUUCUCCUGCUGGGGAUGGUGCUGAAUUUUCUGGUCGGUAUGUCGGCUCUGUGUGUCUCACCGCUUGCUGCUGCACUGCUACACUCAGCAAGGCGGUUGGUGCAGCCGUUCCUCCAGCUUAUGUAAUUUCACUCACAAAGGACUUAAAACAAUUUUUAUAUUGACUGUUUUGUACUGUAUUAACAUAAACACAUUGUAAUUUGAUCCACAUCAGUGACCACAGUCACUUAUUCUAUGGAUAAUAACAAGUUACAUCAGCUUCUUUCCUCCGUUCACAAUAACCUACUGAGCCACUAAGAUAAAAUACGGAAUGUCAGCAGAGAAGCAACAUGCGUUAAAUUGUAACAAUGAUAGCACAUUGCAAACACAUUCUGUAACAAGCUAAUGAUUUACAGCUGGGUCCCAUAGUAUAAAUUAAGCCACUGUUCUUUCCUUUUAGUAACCAGUAGUCAGUUGACAGGUCUAAAUGACAUAAAUGAAGGCUUGAAUUUUAUUUUAUUUUAUUACAUAUUUACUUUAAAUACUAACAUUUCUUAAUAUGCCCUUAAUCCAUGUAUCUUUCUUCAAUAUUGUCACUUCUGUUGUUGCUUACACUGUAUACGUGACAUGAUUUAUUUAACAGUAUUUAAGAUGAACCGAUUUAAGUUCCCAUGUUCGGCCUUGAAUGAUUCUGACAGCUUUUUCAGAUGAGAAGGGGUGAUAUUGAGGACCGGGUUAUUUGUACAGGACACAGACCGUUAAACACACUUUCUUAGGUUUACAGUGACAGUGUUCAAAAUGUUUAAACUCAGAUCUUUGACUGAAGGAACUUUUAACCAGAGGUUUGUAGAAGUUGCCCUUGAAUGAAUCUGACUUAAGGCUAGUCAGAUGAGAAGGGAUUGUGAUAAGGAACGAGUUCAAUGGUGCCAUCAACAAAUUCUUUGCCAUUGUCAGAAGCUCAUAUUUUAAUUUAAGAAUAUGCUUUUAUUACGGUUAUUUAAUUUGUUUCCUCAAAGUAUGUAUGUAUUGCCUU